This is a messenger RNA of Fraxinus pennsylvanica, 1209 nucleotides long. The record is from the annotation of a GenBank genome assembly. NCBI's taxonomy places the organism in Eukaryota, Viridiplantae, Streptophyta, Magnoliopsida, Lamiales, Oleaceae.
AUGCUAUUCAUCAGUACCAAUUCGGACAACUCAGCAUACGGCCAUGGCUGCUGCAGUAAGUGCUUCCUGCAUGACCUUUCCCUCUUUAAAGAUUAUCCCUUCUGCUCAUGCUCAGCAUACGGCCAUCGGGCCUUGGCUGCUGCUGUAAGUGCUGUAUUCUCUCUUCAUUCCCUUCCAACCAGAACUACCUCCAUUGUUUCACGAGAAAGAGUCAAAUUCAACAAGGUAUCAUUGUUAUACAGAAAUGUUUCUUCUGGUGCUAAUGCAGUAUCCAUAAGAGCCCAGGUUUCAACAAAGAGUCCUGCCAAGGCUGAGAAGGUGUCAAAGAAACAGGAUGAAGGUGUAGUGGUUAACAAAUACAGGCCUGAGGAACCAUACAUCGGCAAGUGCCUUCUCAAUACAAAGAUCACCGGAGAUGAUGCCCCGGAAGAAAUCUGGCAUAUAGUCAUCAGCACUGACGGAGAGAUCCCCUAUAGAGAAGGCCAAUCCAUUGGGGUGAUUCCAGAUGGUAUUGACGAGAAUGGGAAACCUCAUAAGUUGAGUUUGUACUCAAUUGCAAGCAGUGCCCUUGGCGACUUUGGAAACUCAAAGACUGUGUCUUUGUGUGUUAAAAGGGUUGUCUACACCAAUGAGCAAGGGCAAAUAGUGAAAGGAGUUAGCUCAAACUUCUUGUGUGACCUGAAACCUGGAGCUGAAGUGAUGUUAACUGGACCUGUAGGGACAGAGAUGCUCAUGCCUAAAGAUCCUAAUGCUACUAUUAUAAUGCUUGCCACCGGAACUGGAAUAGCCCCUUUCCGCUCAUUUUUGUGGAAAAUGUUCUUUGAGAAGCACAAUGACUACAAGUUCAAUGGUCUAGCGUGGCUUUUCUUUGGUGUGACGACAAGCAGCUCCCUGCUCUACAAAAAGGAAUUUGAGAAAAUGAAAGAGAAAAACCCUGAUAACUUCAGGGUAGACUUUGCAGUUAGUGGAGAGCAAACAAACGAGAAAGGUGAAAAGAUGUAUGUUCAAACCCGGAUGGCUCAAUAUGCAGAAGAACUAUGGGACUUGCUCAAGAAAGAUAACACCUAUGUCUACAUGAGUGGGAAUAAGGCCAUGGAGAAAGGAAUUGAUGAAAUAAUGGUUUCAUUGGCUGCUAAAGAUGGUAUUGACUGGUUGGAAUAUAGAAAGUCAUUGAAGAAAGGGGAGCAAUGGAAUGUGGAAGUCUACUAA